Messenger RNA from Brassica oleracea var. oleracea, 486 nucleotides. RefSeq lists its product as uncharacterized. The coding region runs from base 1 to 486 and encodes 161 amino acids. The record is from RefSeq and is a predicted model, not a curated record. NCBI's taxonomy places the organism in Eukaryota, Viridiplantae, Streptophyta, Magnoliopsida, Brassicales, Brassicaceae. The transcript is spliced from 2 exons.
AUGGGGCAACAGGUUAAGUGGCCUCCAAAGAUGAAAGCACCUGACUCGUUCCGGAACCCGGAACUUUGGUGUGACUUCCAUCGCGAUCAUGGCCACAAAACCGAAGACUGCAUUGCCCUGAGGAUCGAGAGAAAGCCAAGGCCCACCUCAGCAACAGCAGGGAAAUCCAAAGGAGCUGCACCAGCCUCACCACCUCGCCAAGAUCGGGUGAUCCAUGUCAUAUCCGGAGGCUCAGAAGUAAGCGGAGUUAGCCACACAGCCGCAAAGAAAAACACCCGUAGCGCUAAGCAUGGUCUGGGAACGUCCCAACCGAAGCGUCUACUUCUAGGCACCGACGAGAUAAGCUUCACAGCUAAGGAGCAAGAGAAGAUCCUGGCUCCCCACUAUGAUGCUCUAGUUAUCUCUCUCACCGAAGCAAACUGCUUGGUGAAAAGAAUACUAGUAGACAACGGCAGCUCCAGCAACAUCAUCUUCCAGACGGCUUAA